Messenger RNA from Mytilus californianus (California mussel), 488 nucleotides. RefSeq names its product thioredoxin-related transmembrane protein 2-B-like. NCBI's taxonomy places the organism in Eukaryota, Metazoa, Mollusca, Bivalvia, Mytilida, Mytilidae. The record is from RefSeq and is a predicted model, not a curated record.
CUUUAUGCUAUCUUUGACCUUGCCGGUGGCUAAUAAAAAAUAAAUAUAGACACAUUACAGUGGACGCUAACAGCAAACCGUGCAAGAUGGACACGCUACAUUCUGCAUAUUUAUCAGCGAAGCCAAUUUUAGUGCCACAUUAUAUCACAAACAUUAUAUUAAGCAUUUCUUAUAUAUUACUUAAGACUCUUCCUCCUGUAUGCGAAUUGCUAUUUGACGAUUGCAAUUUAGAUUUGAAAGAAUGGGAGAUGUUGACAUUCCUAGGUUGUAUUAUUGUAAUGAAAAACAGAAAACAAGCUGCAGCAAGACAGUACAUCAGCACUGUGUGCUUAUUUGCUAAAGUAUUAGCUGGUUAUAUGUUCUUCAAGACUAACUCGGCCUAUGGUAUCAUAUUUGCAGUUUUUUGUUUAGUGCAGAUGAUUUUCUUCCCAGAACCUGUGUACAGAGGACCUGAACAGAUAACAUACUUCAGAGGACCUCAUCUUGAG